Marmota flaviventris (yellow-bellied marmot) is the source of this 2232-nucleotide messenger RNA. RefSeq names its product disintegrin and metalloproteinase domain-containing protein 20-like. Lineage: Eukaryota; Metazoa; Chordata; Mammalia; Rodentia; Sciuridae. The record is from RefSeq and is a predicted model, not a curated record. Gene Ontology annotation, cellular component: sperm head plasma membrane; plasma membrane; external side of plasma membrane. Gene Ontology annotation, molecular function: metalloendopeptidase activity. Gene Ontology annotation, biological process: male gonad development; proteolysis.
AUGGGGUCUGCUUGGGCCCAGAGACCCUUGACGGGAGUUCUCUGGCUGCAUGUACUCUGGGUACUUCUCUGCCUUGUCUGCUGCUCCCAUGGCCCCCCAAAAUGGCGCUUCACAUCUUCUGAGGUUGUGAUUCCCAAGAAGGUACCCCAGAGGAGGGGUGAAAUUAAAAUGCCAAACCAGCUUGCCUACAGCAUUCGCUUCCGGGGACAAAGACAUGUGAUCCACAUGAAGCUCAAGAAGAACUUGAUACCCAGACAUUUUCCUGUUAUUACUAAUAAUGACCAAGGAGCCAAUCAGGAGGACUACCCAUAUGUCCCUCAAGAUUGUUACUACUACAGCUAUCUGGAAGGGGUUCCUGGGUCCGUGGCCACCCUGGACACCUGCUAUGGAGGGCUGCGUGGCAUGCUGCAGGUGGAUGACUUCACUUAUGAAAUCAAACCAUUGGAGGCUUCUUCCAAAUUUGAGCAUGUGGUUUCUCUGCUUGUGUCAGAAGACAGAGCAGAUGAAGAUGAAAGGUGUAAAAUUGAAGAGGAAGAGACAAAUCAAAUACCUGAAGAGGUAAACUUAGCUGAAAGUCCUAGAGCAGGCCCUGUUUAUUUGUGGCGAUCACACAUGAAACACAUGAAGCUUCAUUUCACAAUUAGUAGUUCAGUAUAUUCGCAGAAUCAAAAUCAGACCCAGAUAAUAGAAAAUGUAGUGAUUAUAAAUAAUAUCCUGGAUUCCAUUUUCAGACCAGGCAAUUUAUAUUCCAACAUACGUAUUCUGUGCAUUUGGGAAAAAGAGGAUACAUUUAACAUGAAACCAUACAACCAUGCUUCUACGGCUACACAUGAAUUUGGUUUAUGGAAAUUUUAUAAUCUGUGGAAAGUUUUUACACAUGACACUUCAAUACUUUAUCUAGGAUAUAUGGUAGGAGGUUCGAAGUAUUAUGCCUCCCAUUCUGGCUUCUGCAACCCCAAUUGGGGAGCAGCAUAUGUGUAUUUUGAAAACUAUCACAUAUUUAAGAUCGCAGCUGUUACGGCACAUGUAAUUGCUCACAACAUGGGCAUAGCUCAUGACGACCCUUCAUGUGUUUGUUUUCGAAGACAUCGUUGUGUUAUGAAUUCAAUACCUGGUCUUCUAGAUAUGUUUAGCAAUUGUUCUUAUGAUAGGUUGCAUUGGAUGGUACAUAGAUGGGAUCCUUGCUUGAGUCUACCUAAUAAACCAUACUCCAAUUUUCCUUAUAUUGCUAAUCGUUGUGGAGACAAGGAUGUAAAUUCGAAUGAACAAUGUGACUGUGGCUCCCUUAAGGAGUGUGCCAAUAACUCUUGUUGUUCUACCAACUGUGCCUUCACUUCUGGCAGUACAUGCGAUACUGGAGGUUGCUGCGAUCAUUGUAAAUUCGCUAGUGCAGGAAUGCUUUGCAGAGAUGUACAUGGUAUUUGUGACCUUCCAGAGUACUGUGAUGGGACAGGGAAUAAUUGCCCAAAUGAUUUAUAUGUCCAGGAUGGAACCCCAUGUUCACCACUCUCUGUUUGUGUGAGAGGAAACUGCAGUGACCGUGAUUUGCAGUGUCAAGCCCUUCUUGGAUACCAAGUAAAAGAUGCUUUACCAAUGUGCUAUGAAAAAUUGAAUGUAAUAGGUGACCGAUUUGGAAACUGUGGGCUUAAGUUCGUAAGAGGGGGAACUAAACCUAUGAAAUGUGAAAUAGAUGAUGUUUUAUGUGGAAUGUUGCACUGCAGUAAUGUUCAACAAGUUCCUGGUGUAGCUGAGCACAGCACAUUUCAUCACAUAUAUGUAGGUGACGCUAAACUGGAAUCAUGCUUUGGAUUUGAUACACAUUAUGGUGAAGAACUACCAGAAGUGGGACUUGUAGUGGAUGGUGCAACCUGUGGCCCUGGACAAUACUGUUUAAAUAAAAACUGUACUUUUCAUCGGGAUUUUCCUUUUACCUGUGAUGUGAAGACAUGCAAUUACAAAGGUGUGUGCAACAAUCUGGAAAAGUGUCACUGUUUGAGGGGUUGGAAACCACCAGACUGUGAACAGAAAGGAACAGGUGGCAGUGAAGACAGUGGCCCUCCACCAGAUAAAGAGUUAUCUAUGAAAGCCAAAAUUCAAGUCACUGUAAACAAGGGACUAGUUGUAAUCUUAUCUCGAAUCACUGCUUUUCUUCUUGUAAUUUGUAUUGGUGCAGCUAUAAAAGCAAAAAUAACUGCAGAUGCGAAGAAAAAGGCUAAACCUCCUAAGAAAUGA